This is a messenger RNA of Vespula pensylvanica (western yellowjacket), 4706 nucleotides long. Its product is annotated as contactin. Lineage: Eukaryota; Metazoa; Arthropoda; Insecta; Hymenoptera; Vespidae. The record is from RefSeq and is a predicted model, not a curated record. Bases 238 to 3921 code for a protein of 1227 amino acids. Gene Ontology annotation, molecular function: protein binding. The transcript is spliced from 9 exons. Gene Ontology annotation, biological process: cell-cell adhesion.
UCUAACUACGUUCAUUGAGCGGGACGCCGCGCCGUAUGGCCAUUGUGUUGUGUUAUGUCGCAUCGUAUAAAUUGCGUGAUUCACGUGCAAUAGAAAUGCUCAUGAGAAAUGUAAGUUAUUAAGGAUAAAAGGACGGUGGUGUAUAAGUAGCGAGGAUAAUCUCAUCUUGUGCCACACCCUGGCUUUGCCGAUGCUGAACAUUGAAUUCCUGUCAUUUCCAUCACGUCAGGCUAUAAAAUGAGAAUGCAUCCUAUGUGGUUAGUUCUUUUGUGCUUUUUUGGAACUACGAAUAUUGUAUUAACGCAAAAUGUAUUUUAUGAGGAAGAACGAUAUAAAUGCCCUCAGAAUUGGGUUACAUUUCAAGAAUCUUGUUAUCGCUUUAUUAAAAGUCCAAUAAAAGCACGAGAAGAUGCCAGAAGAAAUUGUCAAGCUUAUCAGAGUGAUCUAGUAGCGAUUAAUUCUUUGGAAGAACAUGGAUUUAUAUUAUAUCAAUUGUUAUGGCAAGAUCCUCAGCACCGUCAAUGGUAUACCGGUAUUAAGUAUCAAGGCGGAACUUGGAUAAAUGAAGCAGACAAUACACAGUUAGUAAAUAUGGAUAAUGCAUUUUUACCUGAACCCUCUGAUAAUAUUUUUGGAAGAGAUUACUUGGCGUAUUCUUAUCACAAUAAUUUACAACGUUGGGGCUUGGAAAAGGUUACAGGCAUAGAUAAAUUAUUGUAUAUUUGUGAGGCACCUAUUUCUAAUUUGCAUAAUUUAGUUGAGGAUGAUCGUACAUAUGAAUAUGGCGUUCAUGUUAUUGAUCCUUUGAAAGUACCAAGAGGACCAUAUUUUAUCAAGCAACCUGCCAGUAAAGUAUUUGAUGUGUCAAAUAGAAAAACAACUAAUGAAAUUUCUUUGAGUUGUUUUGCUGGUGGUUACCCAACACCGACUUAUGAAUGGUUUAAGGAAGAAUAUGAAAGUGAUAGAUUAAUGGCAACAAAGAUAGAUCCAUUGUUAAACACUAGAUAUACUAUAAGUGGUGGUACACUUAUUAUUUAUGACCCAGAACAAACAGAAGAUCGAGGUACUUAUCAUUGCAAAGCAACAAAUAUGUUUGGCACUAUUAUAUCAGAAAGCGUUGAGCUUUCUUUUGGAUAUAUUUUGGAAUUUAAUUUAAAACGUUCUGAAGAACGAGGAGACCAGAAUUGGGGCAAAGCAAUUUAUUGUGACCCACCUCAACAUUUUCCUGGUGUAAAAUAUAAUUGGGCACGUGAAUAUUUUCCAAAUUUUGUGGAAGAAGAUAAACGAGUAUUUGUAUCGUAUGAUGGUGCUCUUUACUUCUCUGCAUUAGAAACAAUCGAUAGAGGCAAUUAUUCAUGUAAUGUCCAAAGUGAAGCAUCUAAUACAGGACGUAAUGGACCAUUUUUCCCAUUGAGAGUCGAUCCACAUUCAUCAUUUCAACAACUAAAAUUUCCUAAUAACUUUCCAAAGGCAUUCCCAGAAGCACCUGUAGCUGGUGAAGAAGUCAGAUUAGAAUGUAUAGCGUUUGGAUAUCCAAUUCCUUCAUAUAACUGGACUAGAAGAGGUGCUCCUUUACCAAGAGGUGUAUACACAACAAGUUACAAUCGUGUAUUGAUAAUACCAUACGUACAUGUGGAAGAUCAAGGAGAAUAUGUUUGUAGAGCACAUAAUGAUAGGCACUCUAUUGAAAAUUCAGUAAGAUUGUCUAUCCAAGCUGCUCCCAAUUUUACUAUACCAUUAACAGACAAACACAUGGAUAAUAGAGGAGAGUUAACAUGGACUUGUGAAGCUUUUGGUAUUCCAGAUGUAACAUAUAAUUGGUUUAGAAAUGGAGAGUUAUUAGAUAUGGAAACGCUUCCACCAGAAGAUAGAGAUCGUUAUCUCAUUCAAGAUAAUGUUUUAAAAAUAACACGAUUAGAUCCAGAAACAGACCAAGCUAUGUAUCAGUGUCGUGCUAAAAAUCAACUGAAAACAAAAUAUUCAUCCGCUCAGCUAAGAGUUUUAUCAUUAAAACCAUCUUUUAAAAAAAGACCUAUGGAAUCUGAGACAUAUGCAGCAGAAGGAGGUAAUGUUACUAUCAUCUGUAAUCCUGAAGCUGCCCCCAGACCGAAAUUUGUAUGGAAAAAGGAUGGUAAUGUGAUUGGUGCUGGUGGUAGACGUAGAAUUUUAGAGAAAGGAAGUCUGGUAAUCAAACCAGUUUCACGAGACGACGAAGGAACUUACGUUUGUACGGCUACGAAUGAAUAUGGAAGUGAUGAAACUCGAGGAAGACUUAUCGUAUUACGUGGUCCACGGUUAGUGGAAGCUUUACCACAGCGUAUUAUCAUUGCUGUAAAUCAGAAUCAAACAUUAUACUGUUUAGCGGAAAAUGAUGAAAUGUUAGACGUAGCAUAUAUAUGGACGCACAAUGGUAUGCGUAUCAGAGAAAAAGAUACUAUCAACAAUCCAAGGUUAAACAUUAAUGGGGGAACAUUAAGUAUCAUUAAUUCGACUCUCGGCGAAGCUGGAGAAUACGAAUGCAUAGUUAAAAGUGCAGUGAGUCGAAUUUCGAGUAAAACUAUAGUAAUUGUGGAGGGACCACCAGGUCCACCAGGAGGUGUUCAAGUUGUCAAUAUAGUUAGAACAUCGGCAACGUUACGUUGGACCGAUGGUGCGCUCAAUGGUAGAUCUAUAUUGAUGUAUACUAUUAGUGCAAGAACAAAUUGGAAUCAGACAUGGUUUAAUCUUGUAGAAAAUAUAACAGCUGUCGAGGUUGAUAGAUACAAUGGUCGUAAAGAAGCAUUCAUCGAAAAUGUAUUAAAUCCUUACACGACUUACGAAUUUCGUAUAGCAGCUUUCAAUGAACUCGGUUAUGGACUACCAUCGAUGCCAUCCCCUCAAUAUAGUACACCGUCGAAUAAACCUACCAAACCACCGAGUAACAUCGGUGGAGGAGGUGGAAAAAUAGGUGAUCUUACAAUGACAUGGACCCCAUUAUCUCCGUCCGAUCAAAAUGGUCCUGGCGUUCAUUACAGAGUUUUCUGGCGUCGUAAAGGUCACGAAACUGAAUUUCAAUCUCUACUAUUACGUGAAUAUGGUAACGUUGGUAUAUGCGUUGUACAAAUCCAGCACGAAUAUUAUUAUACCGAGUACGAAGUAAAAGUUCAAUCGUUAAAUGCAAUUGGUUCUGGACCGGUUUCCGAUAUAUAUACGAUCUUUAGUGCCGAAGAUAUGCCACAAGUGGCACCGCAGCAAGUCGUUGCUCAUGGUUUCAACAGUACAAGUUUGAACGUCAGUUGGGCACCUAUUGAACAAACUCGUGAAAAAGUUCGAGGGAAAUUAAUCGGUCAUAGAAUAAAGUACUGGAAGGAAAGUAAUAAAGAAGAGGAUGCCGUAUAUUACCUGUCUCGUACCACGAGACCGUGGUCACUCGUUGUGGGAUUACAACCUGAUACUUACUAUUACGUUAAAGUUAUGGCCUAUAAUUCUGCCGGAGAAGGGCCUGAGAGUGAACGCUACUUAGAGAGAACUUAUCGUAAAGCUCCACAGAAACCACCGUCUUCGGUCCACGUGUAUGGAGUGAAUCCAUCAACGGUUAGGGUUGUGUGGCGCUACGUCCAACCAAGCUUAGAAGAAGAACCAUUAAUAGGCUAUAAAAUACGUGUAUGGGAGGUAGAUCAAGACAUGAGUACUGCAAACGAUACCAUUAUCCCUGGAGGUUCUGAACUUGAAGCCGAUAUCACAAAUUUGAGCCCUGGCAAAGCUUAUCAUUUGAGAGUACUCGCAUUUAGUAAUGGAGGUGAUGGACAUAUGUCCAGUCCUGCGCAUACAUUCCAAAUGGGUGAUGCUGCUGCUUUUAGAAGCAGCGCGGGAAAUAAAAUCCUAGAUGCUAGUUUAGGUAUAUGCUUAUUAUUACUUUUAAGAGCCUUCAAUUACGUUUAAAUGUAAUUGAAGAUUUCAAUUUAGAUUUAUCAAAAGUCAUAGAUCGAAGUACGACUAUAAAGUUUAUUAAAAAGAUCUUAAAAAGUAUUCAUACAAAAAUGCUAAUUCUUUGAUGUAGCUUAUAAAAAUAUUUAAGAAAAGAGGAAGCAUGAGCCUAUAUAAUGUUUAUUAGGAAGCUCUAAAGAAAAGUAUUUAUCAAAACGCAGAUUAAAUUUAGCUUAGAAGAAGCCGUGAGGCGAAGUACGAUUAUGAAGUUUAUCAUAAAAGAUCUUGAGAAGAUAUUUAUCGCAAAAUGAGAAGUACAUUUUUAUAUCGAUAUUAAUCGAACGUUAGAGAUAAAGAAGGUAUAUAGAAAACGUUACAGAUGUUUACAUAUUUUCUAGAGAUUGACAAUAGAUCAUUAUCUCUCUUAUCUUUAAUCUAUUCUAUAUUAGCUAUAUAUUUUAACUAUAUGUUAAAAAAACAAUUCGUAUUUAUAAAAGAUUCUUAAGGUGCCUUUAGAUACUUCUUACUGCCUUAUUACUGAGAUCGCAUGUGACCAUGGAAAACUCUGUAAUGCUUUUUAUAUAUCUUAUCUUAUUGUUAUUAAUAAGAUUUUAUAUAUCUAACUUUAAUUAACCGAAGUGUUCUUAUAUCACUAGAGAGCAAUAGUACAUAUACCUUUGUAAAUAGUAGAUUAUUAACAAUCGAGUUAACAGUAGUCGUCAUUUUUUGUGACUAUACUGUUACAUUUAUAAAAAAAAAAAAGCAAGAUAAAAAGUAUAUAUAUAUAUAUAUAUAUAUAU